GUUCGAGGAGGUAUCUCCGCAAAUAUUUGUGAUAAGCGACAAAUACGAAGCUACAUUUUUUUUAUUAAAAAUACAAUAUUUAAUACAAAAUCGAUUACAAUUUAAUUUCUAUCUGUAUCUUCUACGUCAGCAUAACUAUAAAUUUACAUCGUCUCGUGUUAACGUUGACAGCAUUGAAGAGUCAUCUCUCUCGCGACAUCCUGAUGCGUAUGAGAUUCCUGCGUGCUAAAAUGUCACAGUAAGGUACUAACUAGUAUUAAUAGUAAAACAGCGCAUUGCGUCAUUCGCAGGAAAGGGGAAGCGUUAACGUUUCCACAUAAAAUCGAGGAAUGCCCAUUUUUCUCGGCAUAAUUCCUUCCAUCCCUAUGCGAACGACGACAAAGAGAUAGGUACGGCGACACGAUCGGAGUCCAGGGAGUGACCCGAUGAUGAAAAGCACAAAGCAGAAGAGUGGGAGAGUGUCUGGUAGUGAAGCGGAGUGGGACCCAGUCACGAAGUCUCACGCCUUCUACCAGUUCUCAGUCCGAAGACGAACGUACUGGCAGCUAGUGGUUCGCCGCUCCACUCCGAGACCGUCCGUGCGCGUGUGUUCGUGUGGCAUGAUUGUGUUUGUGCGCGAGGGCAGAACGGUUUCCUCCGUAACGCCGAUGUGUCGGAGUCGAUCUUGAGGCCUAUUACACCUUUCACGCCGCUCUUUUCUCGAGCGAUCGAUUGUCUUCGUUUGCGAAAAAUCGAUUAGUGGCACCAAGUCGUCGAUCGAGAGCAACAUCCGCCAUUUUCGUCAUCUUCGUGCGUGAGGAGGCCCAAUGAGGCCCACCGGUGCUGGUACAGUGAUUCGCGCGGCCGACGCCUGCGGCCGCGCCUCUGGAUUCCACAAGAACCAGCACACGGCUCGCAGGAAUAGUCAUUAAAUUCUCGCCGCCGGAUAUCGCUGGAGCUGUUUUCUCCGCUCGUCGCGUUCCAGGAGUGUUUGCGGCGGUCACUUGGCCGCAAGUGUACUGUGUUGAAGUGUACGUGUAUACAUGCAGCUACACGUGGAGGUGCAUUAGUAAGGGACGACGACAACUACGGCUACGCCACUGCAUCGCAUACCAGCGAGGGCCUCGGGUCUGGUAGCGGAGAAGGGGAUAGAGAAGCCUAGAGAGAACUGAAAGGAAGCGACAGAGACGGAGCACGGGAAGGGGCCACGAUAGAGAGAAGAGGCGCAAAGGGAAAGAAAGCGACGGAGAGAGAUUGAGACAGCGAAGAAAAAAAGAGAAAGAAAGACAGAGGACAAAACGGGGCCCGAUACUGGCGGAGGGGGGACUCGCAAGAAGGCGGCCAUAAUGGCCUGACGCGAUCUCGAGCGAGCGGCUACAGCUGCUGCGAAAUAUCCGCGCCUCCGAGUUCCUCUCGCCGUUGCUCCGCGCACAUAUUUUGCAACGACGUACUGCGACGACGUGUACGUGUCUUGUACACGUCGCCUGUCCUCCUGCCUUUGGAAAGCACCGACUACGUAAGCACUGCGAGUGCUACCGGGCGGAGUCUCGUCGGAGGCAACGUAUACCUCAAUGAGCCUCUGACUCACAUUCACGAUUCAACGCUGCGCGUGAGAAGCGAUCCGCCAGCUGAUAAUUGUCAUUCGAGAAGAUCCGCAUCCCAGAGUGUUGCUGUCUCCAAUCGGAAAACUCGAUGCUUGGUGGAACCGAUCUACCACGCAUCGAAAUCUCCACGCAUCGAAAUAAUUUCUUCACUUAAGACAGUUCUGAAUCAUUCUUGAAUGUAAUUUUCCUAUGAUAACGCGGUUAAAACGCAUAUGAUAAUUUUUUUUUUUGCUUUUUCUUUGAGAACUUGAAAGUAAUCAAUUGAUAAGAUUAUCUAUAGCCAGAUAAAUUUUUUUUUAUUUUUUGCGACAACUAGAUUGUUAAAAAUAGUUUUUUUGAACAAUUUCCUGAAUUUCCAAAUUACGAAAUUGAAAUCGGUUGAAUCUCUGAUUAAUAAAUUAGUCAAGUCGAAAAAAAAUGAGGGGAGCUAAUCAAGAUACGGCGACGCCGUAUUGUCGCUGCAGAGUACUCUAUUUAGGUAGCUCAGUACCUCACGCGAGCAAAGAGGGACUCCUAGGUGUUCAGGAGCCUCUGAGAGAACUUUAUCCCGAGCAAGGUGCGCUUGGUGCGCGUGGGAUCGACUCUUGGUUAAGCGUAUGGAGCAACGGCUUACUCUUGGAGAAUGUCGACGAGCAUCGCAAAAAGAUCACGCGGUUUUUCCCGAUCGAAGCGCUCCAUUACUGUGCCGCAGUCAGACAUGUCAAAGGUGGAAACGGCGAUACGUCCAGCACGCGUUUUUUGCCAUUGGACUCGCCAUUCGCACGGACACCCAGCGCGAAUCAUCCACCUUUGUUCGCUGCCGUGUUGCGAAGAACAACUGGUAUCAAGGUACUCGAAUGUCACGCGUUUAUUUGCAAACGAGACAUGGCGGCCAACGCCCUGGUAAGGUGUUGCUUCCAUGCUUAUGCCGAUAGCAGCUACGCGAAAGGUCUGGAGCCAUCCUCAGCGACGACAAACGGGGUCAUGACGGGUCAUCAAUCGAAUAACAGUCUUUAUCAUACUCUGGGCGGUUCGAGUACCACUCUAGAUAGCCCUCAAGCGACUCGUUUGGACACGGCCUCAACCGACGACCUCAGUCUAUAUAACGGCGAUGAGAAUCAUAAAGUUUGGGCCCGAGGUCGCGACGAAGUCGAUGGUCUUUAUCAGGAACAAGGCACCCUGCGAAGCACGAAAGGAUCCAGACCGCGUCAGUUGGUCGCCCCACCACCACCGCCACCACCGCCACCCCCUCCCGCUCAACCGUUAUUAUUGGAAGAAUCCUCUUCAGGACGACGGAAAGCUAAUAAAAAGCUCAAGAAAAUAAAAACUCGUUCGUUGCAUGAGGACACAUUACAACAACAUCAACAGCAGCAGCAACAACAGCUCCUUCACCAUCAGUUGCAUCAGGGCGUUUACGCCAACGGCCACGGACAUCACACUUUGGGUCAUCCCAUCCGACAACAGCAUUAUCAUCCUCAUCCGCUACCACCCAGCAGCCGAUCCGUCGCCGGUACUUUAGCUAGACCGGCACCAGUGCUUUUAGUACCAGCAGCCACCUUGCCACGAAAGAGUCAUCAUCAUCCGCGUUUAAGACCCAUUCCGGCGGCAGCACCCAUAGUCCCGGUCUACGCUCCUUUACCGGUGGUGCCGCCGACUGCGGCACCGGCUGCAGCCAUCUAUCCGGCAGCGGCCACGUAUGGUACUGCCGGAAAUAGAGGUAGACGACACCCAGAGGAGAACUCCACCCUAGGCACGUCGAGAAGAUUAGCCGCCUCUCACGCGGAUCUUACAGCGCCAGAGGUCGGUCGACAAGCGGACAGUCCGGAAAACGAGUCCCGUUUUGGUACCGGUAUAUAUCGACGAAAAGGUCAUCUGAACGAGAGAGCCUUUUCUUACAGCAUUCGGGCGGAACACCGUAGCAGGAGUCAUGGCAGCCUGGCCUCCUUGGGCUUUAGCGCGCAGAAUGGCAACGCGUUGCCAAAGGAGGAGAAGAAGGAUCGCGAGAUAGCCCAACUGGUCGCUGGAUUGAGCCUCAACGAGGGAUCAGAACGGACGCAAAUUCCGAAUUCGAGAGGAGGAUAUCAACAUCAUCAACAGCAACAGAUUCAACCGCUGCCCAGGCCAAGACCCCGUUAGAAUCAUUUCUUAAGACUGGCUUUUUGCAGUGCCAGACUGUCUUUCUAGAUGAGCCAGAACGAGUUCUGAAUAUUUUUCCUAGAAGGGAAUGCAUUAAUAAGCGUUUUUCGUGACUUUAGCGUUAACUUGACGUAUUUACUUUCUUUAUUAAAUGCUGAGCAUAAAUUUAAUUACUAAUAAUUUAUUAACUUAUUCUAUAUUAAAUUGCUGAAAACAGACCAUUAUGCGUUUAAACGCUAAUAAAUCUGGUUGCUAAUACGAUAAAA
Molecule: messenger RNA, 3964 nt
Organism: Pogonomyrmex barbatus (red harvester ant)
Lineage: Eukaryota; Metazoa; Arthropoda; Insecta; Hymenoptera; Formicidae
Source: RefSeq, a predicted model, not a curated record